Messenger RNA from Coregonus clupeaformis (lake whitefish), 1949 nucleotides. RefSeq names its product purine nucleoside phosphorylase. Lineage: Eukaryota; Metazoa; Chordata; Actinopteri; Salmoniformes; Salmonidae. Bases 131 to 1027 code for a protein of 298 amino acids. Gene Ontology annotation, cellular component: cytoplasm. The transcript has 7 exons. The record is from RefSeq and is a predicted model, not a curated record. Gene Ontology annotation, biological process: nucleoside metabolic process. Gene Ontology annotation, molecular function: purine-nucleoside phosphorylase activity.
GUUCCACACACAAGGUUGAGUGGCACUAUCUCACUCCCUCAUGCUAUCUCUUAACUCUAUCUAUCGUUGCCAGCUUUGAUUAUUUCUAAACUCUCCACCAGACUGCACCUGCCAGACCUGUUUGUGGAUCAUGCAUACCAAAGGAAGUACAGAAUGCUGUUGCUCUUUUGAAGACUACAAUCAGACGACAGAAUGGCUUCUGAGCCGGACGAGACACAGGCCUAAGAUCGCAGUUGUGUGUGGCUCUGGCCUGGGCCUUCUCGCCGACGGUGUUACCAACAAACAGACCUUCCCUUACGCAGAUAUCCCCAACUUCCCCGUCAGCACAGUCCCGGGUCAUGAGGGGUGUCUGGUGUUUGGUAUUCUAAAAGGCAAAUCCUGCGUCUUCAUGCAGGGAAGAUUCCAUCUCUACGAGGGCUAUUCACUCUGUAAGGUCACAUUCCCGGUGCGGAUCUUCAAGCUGUUGGGUGUGGAGACCCUCAUUGUGACUAAUGCCUCAGGGGGCCUGUGUCCGGACUUCAAAGUGGGCGACAUCAUGCUCAUUAAGGACCAUAUUAAUCUGCCAGGCUUCGCCGGCCAGCACCCUCUGUGCGGCCCCAAUGAUGAACGGUUUGGGAUCCGGUUCCCCUGCAUGUCAGAUGCCUACAGUAAGGACCUGAGGAAGCUAGCUCUGGAUAUCAGUCAUGAGCUGGACUAUACCAACUUUGUGCGGGAAGGGGUGUACUGCAUGGUGAGCGGGCCCAACUUCGAGACCAUCGCUGAGGCACGCAUGUUACAGGUCCUGGGGUGCGACUCUGUGGGCAUGAGUACGGUCCCAGAGGUGACAGUGGCCAAGCACUGUGGCCUGAGGGUCUUUGGUCUCUCUCUCAUCACCAACAUGGUCUCCCUGGACUACAGCCGUGAAGAGAAGGUGAACCAUGAGGAGGUCCUGGAGAUCAGCAAGAUGAGGGCGGAGCAUCUGCAGAUGAUGCUCAACACGCUUAUCGCCCGUUCCCACCAGCUGGACGAGGGUAUCAACGUCAACUGAAGGAGGGGGGAUGGAGAUAGAGAAAGAGACAGGCAGAGAGACAUACUCAAAUGUUGAAGGACACUCUCUGUCCCACACAGACACACACACAGAAAUGUACACACACAUGUGCAUACAUGCACACGUACAUACCAUUCACCUUGAAUAUUUAUAUAAAUCAACCACCCAUGAUGAAAGAAUUUAGUCAAUUUUUCUAGUUUAAUAAAAAUAUUCUAGAGAGAGAGAGAGAGAGAGAGAGAGAGAGAGAGAGAGAGAGAGAGAGAGAGAGAGAGAGAGAGAGAGAGAGAGGCAUUUCAUGACAAAUAGUGGGCAAAAAGAUAUACAACUGAACUAUUGUACAGAUGAUGGGGCUUUUCACUUCAAAUUCCUCCUGCUAUUCAGAGCUAGUGACAGAGAAAACACGUCCUAGAUUAUUAUAUUUAUACAGUGCUUGCUUUUUUGUUAUUAUCAUGUUUGGUUCCCCUCACUGUUUAUAACGAGAAUAAAACAAUUAUUUCUGUGCGUCAUUGUGUUUACCACAUAACACAAGUCUGUUUCAUAGAGUUGAUGAAAAACUACUAUUUUCAUGCUAAACAAUUAGUGUUACGAGUUAGUAUGACUGCAAUAACAGUGAGAGCUCAUGUAGAAAUGAUGUGUUUGUUGUAAGAAUUUACACUGCAACAGAAAAAACGUACAGAAAAACUUGGUAUCUUGCCAAAGCAAACGCUCUGUUCACUGCCUUGCCUUACAGUAAAUCGAAGUGCAUUCAGCUAUAAAAAAAACACUGCCAUCUUUCACAGGGCUCCUCAGCCAAUAUGGUGCAGUGGUACCUUCUGCACUGUAGUGAUAAGCUUGGAGAACACUGAUGUGUUCGUAACAAGGUUUUCCCAUUGUAAAUAUAUAGAUACAUAUAUAAAUAAACAUACAGUAGAUAUAGAUCAUA